UAUGAAAGAUCACGUAAAUAAUCCCAGCUCCCGCUCUCGCCAAAAAGCUGAUAAUGAUGAGAGUACUGUUAGACAAUCUCUACUAAACAAUGGACCUAGUCGACCUCAGAACAAAUAUACCAAACUAGAAAAUGAAAUAGAAAGAUCAAACAGUAAAUUUAUCGAAGAUCAUCAAGCCCAACAACAAUUAAUCAUCAAAUCUCAAGAUGAAGAAAUCGAUAGAAUUACAUCUGGAGUUGGGGUUUUAAAAAACGUUAGUCGUCAAAUUGGUAGCGAACUCGACGAGCAGGCAGUCAUGUUAGACGAGUUUAAUAGAGAUAUGGAUAGAACUGAUACCAGAAUGGACAGUGUUAUGAAAAAGAUGACGAAAGUUUUACAUUUAUCGAACGAUAGACGGCAGUGGUGUGCUAUUGGUGUCCUGCUGCUAGUUUUUGUUAUUGUGAUUAUUUUAUUUUUUGUUAUAUGA
Messenger RNA from Dimorphilus gyrociliatus, 466 nucleotides. NCBI's taxonomy places the organism in Eukaryota, Metazoa, Annelida, Polychaeta, Dinophilidae. The record is from the annotation of a GenBank genome assembly.